UCUCUCUGGCUUGGCGAGUUACCCAAAAAACUUCCCUCUUCCUCAGUGCUUUGCACUCUUCUCUCACAACAGGCGAAGUUUUUGCCUUUCAAUACAUCUGGACCAACAUAGAAGAGAAUUAACAGCUUUUUGCUUUAACCUCCACCACUGGGAAAUUCAGGGAAUCAAAUUCUCUCUUAAAUCUAAGGGUAGUUACUGAGUACCAUUUUAGACGACUGGUUUCCUGAACACACCCUCUGGCACCGAGUCUGCAUUCAACUUGAUUCUGUCCUUCAAGUCAGACCAACAUCUACUGACUUUAGGAUGCCUCUGGGUGGAGGAAAUAAAUGUGGCCGCUGUUCAAAGACAGUUUACUUUGCAGAGGAAGUCCUGUGCGAUGGGCGGAGCUUCCACAAGUCCUGCUUCCUGUGCAUGGUGUGUGGGAAGAACUUGGACAGCACAACUGUAGCUGUCCAUAUGGAUGAAGUCUACUGCAAGGCAUGCUAUGGCAAGAAAUAUGGACCAAAAGGCUAUGGGUAUGGUCAGGGUGCCGGGACCCUCAGCAUGGACAAAGGAGAAUCAUUGGGUAUUAAACAGGAAAUACCUGCCCCUCAUCGCCCAACCACCAAUCCAAACCCCUCUAAGAUAGCACAGAAGUUUGGAGGGUCAGAUAGAUGCCCCCGGUGUGGCAAGGCUGUCUAUGCUGCUGAGAAAGUGAUUGGAGCAGGAAAUUCUUGGCAUAAGAUUGGAUGUUUCACCUGUGCCACAUGUGGGAAAAGUCUUGAGUCGACCACACUAGCUGAUAAGGAAGGAGAAAUCUACUGUAAAGCCUGUUACGGCAAAAACUUUGGUCCCAAGGGAUUCGGGUAUGGACUAGGAGCCGGAGCGUUGGCGCACACCCAGUGAGGUCCAGUGUGGCAUGUCUGCUUCACGCUAAACUACUUUCCAUGCAGACGGCAGCUGCUACAACUAAUCUGGAGGAGGCAUCCUUCAUCCAGCACUGCAUUAGAAAAUUUCUAGAGAUCACAACACAAAGAUUGAAAAUGUUUUUUCCUCUUAAUCCACCACUUUCUGAAAAUCUAGCAGAGUAUGAUCAAAAAAUAGAUCAAUUUAAUCACACUAUGUCUAUUUAAUCAAUCUCUUUAACUGUACACUGACUUGUGCUAAUGCUUUAACUUCAUAUUUAGCAGUUGAA
This is a messenger RNA of Cyprinodon tularosa, 1174 nucleotides long. Its product is annotated as cysteine and glycine-rich protein 1-like. The record is from RefSeq and is a predicted model, not a curated record. NCBI's taxonomy places the organism in Eukaryota, Metazoa, Chordata, Actinopteri, Cyprinodontiformes, Cyprinodontidae. Gene Ontology annotation, biological process: sarcomere organization; muscle tissue development. Gene Ontology annotation, molecular function: structural constituent of muscle; actinin binding. The transcript is spliced from 6 exons. The coding region runs from base 304 to 885 and encodes 193 amino acids. Gene Ontology annotation, cellular component: nucleus; Z disc; cytoplasm.